Molecule: messenger RNA, 2849 nt
Organism: Macrosteles quadrilineatus (aster leafhopper)
Lineage: Eukaryota; Metazoa; Arthropoda; Insecta; Hemiptera; Cicadellidae
Gene: LeuRS-m
Product: probable leucine--tRNA ligase, mitochondrial
Exons: 11
Coding region: 171-2807 (878 amino acids)
Biological process (GO): mitochondrial translation; leucyl-tRNA aminoacylation
Cellular component (GO): mitochondrion
Molecular function (GO): leucine-tRNA ligase activity; ATP binding
Source: RefSeq, a predicted model, not a curated record
AUAAUGCCCGGUGAUUGAGAUUAUGCUAAUAAUAUAUGGAUUCGUACUUAAGUUAAUAUACUUAAAAAUAGGUGAACAGAAUAAAAUAAAGAUACAACUUGAAGGUUAAUCUUAAGCCCAUCAUCUACUAAUAAAUUAUCGGUAGGCCUAGUAGCACUUUGUAAACCAUAAUGUUUAAUUCAAUGAAGCUGUUGUGUAGAAGAAAGCAAAAACCACCUACUACAUUUCCUAUGACUUUUACAAGGAACAACAACAAUAAGAAGGAAAACUUAUCGGAUUUAUGGAAUGAAGAGUUAAACCAAAGUACAAAAAUCAAAAUAGAAGAGUUUUGGAAAGACAAAGUGCACUAUCCAGAAUUUGAUCCUAGUAAAACCAACAACUAUUAUGUUCUGUCCAUGUUUCCAUAUCCUUCUGGUAAUCUGCAUAUGGGACAUGUACGAGUUUACAGUAUAAGUGACACACUAGCACGCUUCCACCGGAUGAAUGGCAAGAAUGUGCUGCAUCCUAUGGGCUGGGACGCUUUUGGUCUACCAGCAGAAAACGCAGCCAUAGAACGGGGGUUGUCUUCUGAAUUGUGGACGGCCAAGAACAUACAGACUAUGCGUGAACAGCUGAAACAGCUUGGGUGUACAUUUGAUUGGAGCAGAGAAAUUACCACCUGUCACAAGGAAUAUUAUAAGUUCACUCAGAUGAUUUUCUUAAAACUAUACGAAAAAGGUUUAGUUUACCAGAAAAAGGCGCUAGUCAACUGGGAUCCCGUUGACAAAACAGUAUUGGCAAAUGAACAAGUGACUGAAGAUGGAUACUCGUGGCGAUCGGGGGCCAAGGUGGAGAAAAAAGUAUUGAAGCAAUGGUUCAUCAGGACUUCAUCUUUUGCUAAGGCAUUGUAUGAUGGCCUGGAUCGAAAAGAUUUAGAAGACUGGAAAGACAUCAUAGAUCUACAGAAACAUUGGAUUGGAAAAUGUGAUGGAAUCAGCUUUGAGUUUCCCAUCAAAGACAGACAAGAGGAAGUUACUCUUUGGACUGAAAAACCAGAACAUUUAACUAAGGCAAAGUUUGUCGCUUUCAACCACGGAAGUGUAAUGGACAUUGAAAACGAAGGCAGCGGCAAUCGCAAACUUGACAUAGAAAUAGUAAACACGGUAACAGGAGAUUUGUUACCUGUUUUCAUCACAGAUCAAUUACCGUUCUUUGAAGGUGCAGACGGACGGGUUGGUAUACCCAGUGAGUUUGAGUGUGAUUUCGAUUUCGCAAGAAAAGUCGGAAUUAUUUCCCCAUUGGCAAAGUUUGAGCCAGAAGAGAAAAGGAUUUUUUCAGAUCGCAAACAUGUUUUGGAGAGAAUAAAAGGCAGGGCUACAAGCUCUAAGAUAAAAGAUUGGCUAAUUUCUAGACAGAGACAUUGGGGAACCCCCAUUCCCAUGGUGCAUUGUGAAAAGUGCGGUGUUCAACCUGUGUCUCAUGAACAACUUCCGGUGGUUUUGCCUCAGAUGGAGAAAGUUUCGGAGAGAGGCUCUAGAAUGGUGUGUUCUCAAGACUGGCUCUCUACUUCUUGUUCCAAAUGUGGAGGAGCUGCAACUAGAGAUGUGGACACAAUGGACACAUUCGUGGACUCGUCCUGGUAUUAUCUGAGAUACACGGACCCCCACAAUGACAAAGAGCCGUUCAGUAUAGACACAGCCUCGCCGUUGAUGCCUGUCGACAUUUACAUCGGAGGAAAGGAGCAUGCUGUGUUGCAUCUUUACUACGCUCGCUUCAUGUCGUAUUUCUUCCACUCUCUUGGAUGGUUGAGGGACCCGGAACCUUUCAAACGUCUGGUAGUCCAAGGCAUGGUGAUGGGAAAGACAUACAGAGUUAAAGGAUCAGGGAAGUUUAUACCUGCUGCGGACGUUGAAGUCAAAGAAAAGACUGUUACGGAGAGAUCGUCUGGAAAGCCAGUAGUAGAGUCGUGGGAAAAGAUGAGCAAGUCCAAGUACAACGGUGUGGAGCCAGGUGAGAUGAUUGAGAAGUAUGGAGUGGACACUACGAGGCUACUAAUCAACGGAGCUGUCGCCCCCACCUCCCAGCGUAACUGGGACGAAGCUACCUUUGCUGGAGUUUUGAACUGGCAGCGCCGGAUGUGGAUGACGGUGGCUGAGAUGCGUAAAGCCGCUACACUGCGCCAGACAAUUGCGCCACCUACAGACCUGGCGCAGGUAGAGGAGCUACUGAGAGACAGCCGUAACUACUAUCUGAGGAGCAUCACUACGGCAUACAACACAACACAUCAACUCAACAAAGUCGUGUCUAGCCUGCAGGGACUCACUGGUGACAUGAGGAAAUACAGGCAGGAAUACCAAUGUCACAGUUGGCAGUACUUGCGAGCCCUUGCUACACAGGUGGUACUAAUGUCUCCAAUAGCGCCAUGUUUUGCUGCUCAGCUGUGGGAAGGAUUGUGUGGGUUGCCAGCUCUGCAAGACUGUGAUGAGUUUGAUGUUGGUAGCCCUGCUCAUUUACAAGCCUGGCCCCAGAUAGACAGUGAUUACGAGUUGAAUCUAGUUUGCAUGGUAAAUGGAGCUGUGAAAGAUACACUGAAGAUAAGAAAAGAUCAGCUAGACCACUUGACUGUGGUGUCAGCUAGUCAGCUGGCUUUGAACAGCUGUGAAGUGAAGAAAUACACAGAUAUGUCACCUGUUUUAGAUGCCCACCUUAAGUUGUACCCUGGUGUGCAUGCUAUGUUAGAUCUGCAGGUGGACCCUACAAAAAUUAAAAGAAGUAAAGAGCCCAAAGAAAAGAAACCAAAGAAAAGAAAAACAUUUACAGGGGCUUAGAUAAGUAUUAAUGUUUAGUGUAAAUUAUACCAUUUUUGUAAA